Funneliformis mosseae is the source of this 144-nucleotide messenger RNA. Lineage: Eukaryota; Fungi; Glomeromycota; Glomeromycetes; Glomerales; Glomeraceae. The record is from the annotation of a GenBank genome assembly.
AUGAUGAAAGAUUUUGUGCUGGCAUGUCAAGAUAAUGAAGACAUAUCCAAUCUGAAGAAGGAAGUGGAAUCAUUUUCUACAUGUUUCCCAAUGCCAGGAUUUGAUCCAACCAACUUGUCUAGCAAUUUGAAUCCGUCUGAAUAA